Molecule: messenger RNA, 2080 nt
Organism: Capsicum annuum
Lineage: Eukaryota; Viridiplantae; Streptophyta; Magnoliopsida; Solanales; Solanaceae
Product: tRNA (guanosine(18)-2'-O)-methyltransferase
Exons: 7
Coding region: 619-1719 (366 amino acids)
Biological process (GO): tRNA guanine ribose methylation
Molecular function (GO): RNA binding
Source: RefSeq, a predicted model, not a curated record
GAUAACUAAAAUGAAAUGCUGAUUUACAUAUUCUUUACAAAUUUAAGGGAAAUGAUACUUCAAAUAUCUAGUACCAUACAAUUUAAUUACAAAAACAGGAGUUAUGAUCAAUAUGUUCAAUUUACCUCAACAUUUCAAGGUAACAAAAUAAUUGAAUGAAUACACAUACCGUACUUAUAAAAUCAUUCUACGCAUCUCUUACGAUCACUUACAAAUUGAAUAGAAAAAAUGAUCUCAUCGAAUCUCUUAUUAUGCAUAAAAAUAUAGAUCUAUUAUGUGUAAAAAUAAAGAUGAGAAAUGAUUUUCUUUUUGUUUAUCAAAGUGCUUCUUCCAACUGCUCGAGACAUCUUUUUUCAACCCAAACCAAGAUCAUUUUGUUCUAUUUUUAAUAAAAUAAUGGAGGAUAUAAAGCUGCAAACUCGGUUCAAACGUGUGAUUUUGCAGUUCAAUUUUGGACAUUUUACCAUUAAGCUGUCUGAAAUGUAGUGGGCUGAGGAUGGGCUUUGACCCAAAUAGAACACGGGCUUAACGACCCGUUUUGCUCCUCUUCCUCCUUCCAGUCCAGUUCAAUCCAUCUCCAUUUCCUACUCUCCCAGCAGCUCGAUACAAGUUGGUGCAAUGAGCGUCUGCAAAACCCUAAUUCGCUCUUCCAUUUCUCUUUUUGAGUUUCAAUCACGAAACAGCUACAGGAGAAUUUUUUCUUCUCAUAAUUCAUCCAACUUUUCUCAUUUUCGGCGGCCGCUGCCUCUACUGUCUCAUAAUUCAGCAUUCAGAAUCGAACCGUGUAGAGCUCCUUCAAGACGAUAUGGCAGCAGCACUCAAGGAACAAUUUCACUGGAAAUGGAAAUUCCGGAUGUUGCCGUUGAAAUUCCGGAGGAAAAAUCGAAAGACACAGUAGAGGAGUUGUUGUGCAACAGAGAUGAUGUAUUAAAACUGAUGAAAAUGGAACGCAGGCUCGAUAUCGAAGGCCGGGGGAAUCGGGAGCGUUGGUUUCCAUAUUUGGAUAAAGCUAAGGCGGGAAAUGAUUACUUGAGUAGUUUGGAGAUAUUGGAAGCAUUGAAUCCGUAUAUAAUGGAUUCAAGGAAAGAGAGGUUUCGUAAUGCUGUGAAGCAUAGGACGUAUUCAGUAUGUUUGGUGGUUGAGGGUUUGAGUGAUUUUGGCAAUGUUUCAGCUACGUUUCGCUCAGCUGAUGCUCUGGGGAUUCAGUCAGUCCAUGUUGUAGCUUGUGAUAGUUCGAAAAGGUACAGGGAGAAUCGCCAUGUCAGCAUGGGAGCUGAGAAAUGGUUGGAUAUCGAACUAUGGGAUUCUGUUCAUGAGUGCUUCAAAGUUUUGAAAUCACGUGGUUAUCGCAUUGCGACAACACAUCUUGGAACGGACACGGUUUCUGUGUACGAUAUGGACUGGUCAUGCCCAACUGCAAUUGUUGUGGGAAAUGAACUUAGGGGAAUAAGUGAAGAGGCUCUCGAAUCAUCAGACUUGCACUGCAGCAUUCCAAUGAAAGGCAUGGUUGACUCAUUCAAUGUUUCUGUUGCUGCUGGCCUUCUUAUGCACCAUGCUGUCUGUGACAGAACUUCUCGCUUGGGAUGCCAUGGGGAUCUAACUAGUGAGGAAAGCCAAAUCUUGCUAGCGGAGUUCUCUUUGCGCCACAACGAUAAUACAAUUAGAAUUGCUCAUGAAUAUGCAAAACGAAAGAUAGCUGAGCCUAAAUCAAAGCUUUGAAUAAGUCAUCAACCUAGUUUUCGGACUUAGCGUGUGCCUAUUCCGAAGUAACACCAGAUAUUUGACGGACUUGAUGCUGGAGAUUGCUUGGCCAUACAAACGAGCUGCUGAGAGUUUGCAUUUUGUUCUGUUGCGGCUUAUGUAUAGCUUUUACUUCUAUACAAUAGACCCCCUUAUGGUCCUGCCAUUCUACGACCCCGCGCAUAGCGAAAGCUUAAGCUUUAGUUCACCGGACGGCACAUAGCGAAAGCUUAAGCUUUAGUUCACCGGACCAACUUUUUUUUUGAAUUGCCAUUUUGUAAGGAUUAACUUUUUAUUGUAUUUACUAUGAAUUCUUUAGAGAAAAUUGCUUUCACAAAAA